AUGGUGCGACACAAUAACCAGUUGCCAAAUAACAUACCCCAAUUGCAGAAUCUCAUCAAGAGAGAUCCGCCUUCGUACCACGAAGAAUUCGUGCAGCAACUGCAACAUUUCCACAAUUUAAUCGAGGUGUUCAAGCUGACGCCGCACCAGAACAACAAAACAUUGGACGACCUGGUGAUGUUCAUGGCCCAGGUGGCGCAAUGUUACCCGAAAGAACUGGAAAACUUCCCGCAGUUGCUGAUCGACCUCCUGCAGAGCCACAGCACCGUGUUGGACAAUAACAUGCGCAUGACCCUCUGCCGGGCCCUGAUCUUGCUCAGGAACAAGAACCUUUUAGCUCCGACGGACCUCUUGGAGUUGUUCUUCCAGUUGUUGAGAUGCCAGGACAAAAAUCUGAGGACGUUCUUGCAGAAUCACAUCAUUACCGACAUCAAAAAUAUCAACAGCAAGCACAAAAACGCCAAAUUGAAUUCGACAUUGCAAAAUUUCAUGUUCAGUAUGUUGAAGGACUCGAACGUUAAGGCCGCUAAAAUGUCUGUCGAUAUCAUGAUCGAUUUGUAUAAGAAAAACGUUUGGAACGAUGCUAAGACUGUAAAUGUUAUUGCCACGGGAUGUUUCUCUAAAAUCAUGAAGGUAAUGGUCGCGUCCCUGAAAUUCUUCGUAGGUAAAGAUCCCGACGAAAAAGAUUCCGACAACUCCGAUUCAGACAACGAAGUUGAUCCGAAGGAAGUUAUGAUGGCGAAUAAAGUGAACAAAAAAACCAGGAAAAGAGAAAAGCAACUAACCAAAGUCAAAAAGCUAGCCUCGAAAGCCUACAAGAAAAAAUCCGAAGCUCCCGUCUUCAAUUUUUCCGCUAUACAUUUGCUGCACGACCCACAAGGAAUGGCCGAGAAGCUAUUCAGACAACUGGAAUCGAGCAACAGGCGCUUCGAAGUGAAAUUGCUCACGUUAGACGUCAUCUCCCGGUUGAUCGGCCUGCACGAUCUCUUCCUCUUCAACUUCUACCCCUACAUACAGCGCUUCAUGCAGCCCCAUCAGCGCGAAGUCACCAGGAUCUUGCAGUUCGCCGCGCAGGCCAGCCACGAACUGGUCCCUCCCGAUGUCAUCGAGCCCGUAUUGAAAACCCUAGCGAACAAUUUCAUAACGGAGCGAAAUUCAUCGGACGUCAUCGCCAUCGGAUUGAACGCCGCUAGGGAGAUUUGCCUGCGAUGCCCCUUAGCCAUUGGCGAGGACCUCGCGCAGGACCUGGCCAUGUACAAAAACUACCGGGACAGAUCUGUCAUGAUGGCAGCCAGGGCGUUGAUUCAGCUUUUCCGCACCGUUCGGCCCGAAUUGCUGCACAGGAAAGACAGGGGGCGCCCCACGGAGGCCACCGAGGAGCUGGAGCAACUCGAUUACGGGAGGGUUACGGCGAAGGAUUUCGUUCCCGGUGCUGAAGUGCUACUGGAGAACAAAUCGACUCAUGUAGAAAUAAACUCCGAUUCGGAAUCGGCUUCGGGUGAUGAAGAGUGGAUCGACCUCCCCCAAUCUGAUGACGAAAUAAACGAUGAUGAAGGAAAUGAUUCGGAGAGUGGGUCGGAUUCCGAAGAAGACGAUGAGAGGAAAAUGUCGAAAGAAGAAAAGAAAGCGCAACGAACGAAGAACAAAGCGGAAUUGAUCAGAUUAAAGAAGGAGCAAGCGCAGAAAAUCAGUUUGGAACGGUUACUGACCGAUGAGGAUUUCAAGCAAAUCGAAAUGGCCAAUUUGAGGAAACAAGUCACGGCGAAGAAGGGCGUUAAAAGGAAAUUGGACGAAACUCCGGCGGGGGCGCCUUCGGAAAUAGUGAAGCUCAGCGACAUCGAGAAUAUUUACAAGAAGAGGAAGCACGACAAGCAAACGAGAAUGGAGAGUGUGAAAAAGGGACAGGAGGAUAGAGAGAAAUUCGGCUACAAAGACGGCAGGGUUAACGAGCAUUGUUCGAAGACUAACAGAGAGAAGAGGAAGACUAAAAACUUCCAGAUGAUCAGGCACAAAGUGCAGAGAAAGGUGAAGAGGAGCUUCAAAGAUAAGCAGAUAGCUUUAAGGAAUCAUUUGUUAAAAUUGAAGAAGAUGAAAUAG
This is a messenger RNA of Phyllotreta striolata, 2097 nucleotides long. NCBI's taxonomy places the organism in Eukaryota, Metazoa, Arthropoda, Insecta, Coleoptera, Chrysomelidae. The record is from the annotation of a GenBank genome assembly.